Molecule: messenger RNA, 4516 nt
Organism: Linum trigynum
Lineage: Eukaryota; Viridiplantae; Streptophyta; Magnoliopsida; Malpighiales; Linaceae
Source: the annotation of a GenBank genome assembly
GCUAAUCUAUUCUGUAGAGUGGUACAGUUUGAGAAGCUCUGGUUUGGAUAAUGAUUCCAAUCAUCCCUCUAUAUUAAGACUUCUAAGACUCCCAUCCUCCCACCUUUAAGGAUCUUUCCUAUCUUGAUCUAUAUAGAAGACAGGUUCUCAUAUCAAUUUAAAACUAAAUUUGAAUGAUAGAAGUAUGAAGUUAAGUGUGGUGUAUCUAGACUCUAGUAGUGAAGUUUGUUAACACUAUCUAUCAUGGAAUGAAACCCAAUUAAAAGGCCGUAAAUGAAUCGAGUGGAGCUGAGUUUUGAUCUAAAUUAAUGGGUCGAGCCCUAGUAGUUUACUAAAACAUUGACUUGUGUUUGACUUGACCCCGAUUCAUUAAUGAGCUAACAGGCUCUGCUCGAGGUUGGCUCAUCAAUUAGCUCCGCAUAUCAGCUGGAGCCGAGGUAUCAUAUAUAUCAUUUAUUUAAUAAUUUUUAAUUGUUCAUAUCAUGUUAUUUAAUAGCAAUUAGUAUCCGAGCAAUCUAUGAUACAUAAUAUAUAUGGAGACAUAUUUGAUCACGUGCUGAAAUUAUUAAACAUCAAAUGUGAUGAUAUAUAUAUAUAUAAUCUAACAAAUCUUUGAAUUAUUAACAAGCGAAUGGUAAGCUAUUACCCAAUUUGUUCAUAAGUUGCUAGUUGAUGUGGCUCGCUAGCUAUACUAUCGAGCUAGCUCGCGUGUUGAGCUCGACAAGCGCUAUCAAAUCGAGCUGACUCACAAGUCUUGCAGGCCGAACAUGACUUAGCUCAAACUUGACUUGUAGUAAACGAGUGAGUGUGGACCGAAUUUUUCUCAAACCAAACUCCGAACCACUCGUGAGCAUAUUGGCUCAACCCCCCAAUGAUUGCUUAUGAUGCAUGAAGAUGAUGAGUUUUGUAUUCCCUUGGGCUCUUGACUAUUUGUUAUUCAAAAAAGGCCUUGAGACUAUUAGGGAUGUUUUCUUUGACAAUUCAGCCAUAAAAUAAAACAAACUCAUAAUGCGGUAUGCCAAGGCAGGAUAAUUGCUUCAGCGUCAAGAAAUUGUUAUUGUAUUUUACCAUUAAAUAACAAGCAGCACUAGUUUUCCUUGUGGUCGUGGAGAAGUAUAAUACCGAAAAGGAAUUCGGAAUAUGCUAGGUCUCAAUAAACCACAGCCGUUCGAUUCGCAUAGUAAAACAGCUGUUAUCUCCAAGUACCGUCUAGAUCGCACCACCGAUCGGUCCCUCUAGUCUCAAACCAUCGCAGCCGUUGGAUAAUAUUUCGUUCUCCAUUUAAAUAUAUAGAUAGUUUUUCGAAUUUGAAUCGGUUUCAUUCAUGUCUUCCAGUCGGCAAGUUUCUUCCUUAUAUAAUAUAUGCCUCCCUAGGCGCCAUCAUUAUUAAAUCCCAGCCUCCAAUCUUCCAGCUCCUUCUGAACAUGUCCGAACCUCUGCAUCGACUUCUCUGCAGAUCUACCUCUUUGCUCCCGUUCGCGAUUUGGACGGGAGGAUUCGGCUUCGAUGGUAGCUCUGUGGGCGAUUUGCCCUCGAUGCUUGGUUGCUCCCACGGAUCCGCAGAUAUCGACCUCUUGAGUAUCGUGUAUCAGCUCUGCUUCUAUGCCGUGGUUGAUUCUAGGGAGUUCGAGCUUGGAGGGAGACGAUAUGAACUUCGAUCAUGGUGAGAUCAGGGUGUGUUCUUCAGCUAGCCGCCCGCCUGCUUAUGAUCUGAUGAUCGGUGACGAAUUUUGCCAGCUAGAAUUGAGCUAGCUGGAAGGGUUCGUGAAGGUUACUGUGCUGGAACACGGUUUGUGAUUUUAUUUAUGUCUUCAUUCAAUCUGUCCAUCGUGUUGCUCAGAAGACAAUUAGGGGGUUCUUUUUUUAAGCGUUACUUUUGCCUGUGACGUUGUUUGUCAAUCGACCUUUGCCAUGUUGGGUGCGCUCGCAUGGCAGGUCACUGAUACCCUAAUAAAAGAAGCAUUUUUCGGGUUUGGAGGGGGGAGAUGGCACAGGGGUAUUCUUUCUUAGUGAAGUAUUUUCGACCCCCGGCUCUCCCUCCUCCAUGUGGGUGUGGGUGUGUUGUUGUGCUCCUCUUUCCCCCUUUUCCUUCAUUUCCAUUCAAUAGUUACUCACUGCAAGGCAACCGGGACAGAACAUGCAUACAGGGAACCAGAAUAACCUUCACAGGUACAAAUUUCCUUGUUCCUGCUGCUUAAUUCCACGAUCUUAUACAUAGAUAGGUAUUUGAUCAUCUAUUUUCAAUCUGCAUCCGUGAGAAGUACAUUUGCAGCAGUAAUCAACUCAGCCAGAUGUUUAAGUUAACGAAUACCUGCCCCUAAUUGACAGGUCUGUUGGUUAUUCUACCUGAAACUGUCUUUUGGGCACAGUUCAUAUAGUUGCACUAGUGAAAUCUAUCUACCAUCUCAGGACUUGCCUAAAGAAGUGAAUCUUAUUGAAUUAGUUUGGGGAAAAUCCAACUCUAAUCAUAACCGAGAAAGAUAAUACAGCUGCAUCUCGUAAGCAUUAUGAGUUACAUGGUUGUAUCAUUUUCUCUGUUGCCAUUCAAAUCAAAGUUCACACGAUAAAUGGACCGCCCCAUACUCGACACCUAUUGGUUUGAUACAGCUAAUGUUCAUGGCAGCAUUCGCUUUUUGUCUCUGUCUGUCUUAAAAGAAUUUUCCAUCUUUAUUUGAUUGGAUGUGUAUUACUUUGUCAGUAUUGCUUGAACUGCAUCUGUUUGUAUUGCGGCAGCAGCUGUUGGCUGCUUAGUAAGGGCAUGUAUUUUCGUAGUACUGUUAAAGCUAUUCCAUUUGUGCUGUACUUGUGCCCAUUAAGGCCAGUUGAAAAUAGGUUGUAAAACGUGAAGAUGGUAUUGAGCUUCUUCAUCAAGGGGGUUACUUGGGUAAGGUUGAUGAAGUGUGGCUAUCUCAAAGGUGGAGAUGCUGUAUCUGGUUUGCUGGAGCUGUGGUGGAGAACUUUGUAUGAGAGCUGCUGUUCCUGUUCAAUUGGGUGAGUGUUCUCCAUUGUUGUCUGGCCUUGUCAUCUGUCGCAGUGUCUUCCAGAAGCGUUCACUUAUCUUUUAUAAUAAAUUCUAUUGCAGAGCAGGCAACAUAUGGUUGUCUGUAAAUGAUUCCUGCGACCGAAUGUUAGAUUUGAGGCACGGAGCAUGGAGGGAGAAAAGUGCCCUACCAAAAAAGCAACAGACAUGGUCUUGUGGUGAUAGUUUUGAGUUCUUGCGUCAAGUGCUUCAAUAACACGAUCUGCAUUGGUGAUUGAGGCUGGCGUCCCAAGGGUUUCAUGGCAUCUUUUGCAUCAAUGAGUAUACAAUUUCUUUUCCCCAACUUCCCCUCAUCGGCUCUUGCUAUUUAUUCGCUUCAGUUUGCUGAAAUAUUAUUUGCUUUGGAUUUGGAUUUGAGAUCGCAUGUUUGAGUUUGAAUCAAGUGAUCCAGUUCUAGGAGCAGUCAUCCGUUUGUUGAUGGUUUCCAGUACGUUGCUAGGGUAUCCAUGUUUGUGCUAUUCAGGCCCUCAUGGUAAUAGGAAUGUGGCUGGUUUGGUUCAAAUUGUACCGAGCUGCAAACCACCCAUUAUUCUGUACAGCAGGCCACACUUGGAGUCAAAUUUGCGGGUUUUUGCUUGUACGUUGGGUAAUAGGUGUAGUUUUACUGGACUAAGCUGCAAUGGAAUUGAACCAUGAAAUGGGAACCAAUUCAGUGCGGUCAAGAUAACCACUAUCCAGCACCUGAACAAUGGUUAGAAUGGUUGCGGUUCAGCUCGGUUAUACGUGAUUGGUUGCCCCUCCCUACGCCAUAAUUAUGGCCUGCUAUGCCUAUUUUGGUGUAGUUUUUUCAAGGUAUAUAAAUCGUCUGUGGUGGAUCUAUCAGCUCAAAGUGGUUAGAGCACCUUAGGCCGUUGGGCUUGAGGAGGAUGGUGGUUCGAAUCCAUCUGGAUCCGUUUUCAUAUUUGGUAUUGGCAAUCCACUGCUAGUUCUAAACACUGGAGCUUUAAAAUAAUUGAUUGGUUGGUGGUGCGUUUUUUUAAUUUUAUUAUUUGACAGGUAAUAUCAACUGAUUCCACAACGUUUCAGUUAGCUUUCAGAAUGGAACGGCGAGACUCUGUAUUGAAAUGGCGGCGACCUCAACGUUUCAGUUAGAUUUCAGAAUCAGGCCGACAGGUGGGGCAGCCAUGACUCUGUCAGUGGAUUAUCUCCUCUUUCAUUUAAUCAAAUGCUAUUGUUAACUUAUACAGUUCACACUCUUUGGCGGAAAAAAUCCCAAAGUACACUAGUUCUUAAAAAAAAAUUCCCAAAAUACAUAAGUUAUAAAAAAAAUUUCCAAAGUACACAUGUUUGAGCAUCACCGUGUUAGACAAAGGCGGUGAAGGUCAUCACCGCGUUUGACGAAGACUAUGAGUAGGGGUGUGCAAUGGUCCGGUCCGUACCGGACCACACCGGACCAAACCGUUGUUAAGACCGGACCGGACCAGACCGAGUAAAAUACGGUCCGGUCCUUGGUCCUAAUGAAUUUUAUAAUUACUG